AUGCUUUCUUUCAACACCGCCACCGUGCUCGUUUUGGCCGCUGCUCUUCCAUUCGCUGCUGCUGCCCCACCUGCAUGUCUCCUUGCUUGUGUUUCCCAGGUUCAAAAGAACUCUCAAUGUUCUUCUAUGAACGACUUGUCUUGUCUUUGCUCCAGCCAAAGCAGUGCCAUGCAAAAGUGUUUGAGUAGCAUUUGUCCUAGCGGAGAUGCUUCUUCUGCCCAGAGCGCAUUCAAGUCCCAGUGUGGCUCCAACUUCUCUUCUGGUUCUGCUUCCAGCUCUGGUUCUAGUUCUGCUUCCAGCUCUGCUUCUUCCAGCUCUUCUGCUGCUUCUUCCAGCUCUUCUGCUGCUUCGUCCAGCUCUGCUGCUGCUUCUUCUUCUUCUUCAGCUUCUUCCUCCGCUGCUGCCUCUUCGUCUGCUGCUUCCAGCUCCGCAGCUGCUUCCUCUUCUGCUCCAGCCUCUAGCUCUGCUGCUCCAUCCUCUUCUGCCGCUCCUUCCUCUUCGGCAGCUCCAUCCUCUUCUGCUCCAGCCAUUACUUCUGCUGCCAGCAGCUCGACCGUCGUUUCGUCCCGUAGCGCUUCUUCCGCUUCGUCUUCCUCCGCCGCUCCUUCCAUUACUCACACUGCUGGUGCCAACCAAUUGGGUGUGGGUGCCGCAUUCGCUGCCGGUGUCAUCGCUUUGUUGUAG
This is a messenger RNA of Australozyma saopauloensis, 684 nucleotides long. It is a transcript of the gene SSR1, whose product is annotated as Ssr1p. The transcript has a single exon. NCBI's taxonomy places the organism in Eukaryota, Fungi, Ascomycota, Pichiomycetes, Serinales, Metschnikowiaceae. The coding region runs from base 1 to 684 and encodes 227 amino acids. The record is from RefSeq and is a predicted model, not a curated record.